Molecule: messenger RNA, 2104 nt
Organism: Umbelopsis ramanniana AG
Lineage: Eukaryota; Fungi; Mucoromycota; Umbelopsidomycetes; Umbelopsidales; Umbelopsidaceae
Exons: 2
Coding region: 212-1627 (471 amino acids)
Biological process (GO): regulation of transcription by RNA polymerase II; cell differentiation
Molecular function (GO): RNA polymerase II cis-regulatory region sequence-specific DNA binding; DNA-binding transcription factor activity, RNA polymerase II-specific
Source: RefSeq, a predicted model, not a curated record
AUAAGAUCCCAAAAGAAAGAAGCUAAAUCCAUUUUGAUCAAAGUUUCCCUCUGCGAAGCAAGGUUUUUUUCUUUUUUAAAUAUCAAGGCUUCCUUUGGGUGAAUUUAUAAAAGCAAAAGGAAACCCUUUCUUUUCUUUCUCUUUCCCUUCCUGCUCUUCCCAUUCAUUCUUCAAUUCUUUAUCCCUUUCCUGUCUCUUCAUCGCCUGGCCCAUGGAUAAUCAUCGACCAUCCCCGUCGCCAGAACAGUUCUCAAAUGACGACGCUAGAAUCGGCACUCGCAAACGGACUCGAACUACGCUCAAUCAGCUACGGGUUUUGGAAGAAACCUUCACGGAGAGACCAUCUCCAGAUAGUAAGCUUCGAAAACAGUUAUCAGACGACCUAGGUAUGUCGGAGCGGAGCAUCCAGAUCUGGUUUCAGAACCGACGCGCCAAGGUGAAACUGCUGAAAAAGAGAGCCAAAAUGAAGGAGGAACAACAGGUUUCCGCCAAGAAAGCAUCAUGUAGUUUGCCACCUUCCAAUAAGCGACCGGUGGACAAGCCUAUGGCCCAGCCCAACGUACAACCCCCUCGCUCAGUAGCCGCUCGAAUGCCUUUCCAUCGUGCGUGGAGUUAUGAUAUGGCAAAGGACAUGCCGCCACCGGUUGUUUAUUCACCAGCUGCACAUGCUUUACCUCCGCACUGGAAUUAUCCCUAUUAUCCCAUGGCACCACCUCCCACUGCACCUCCUCACCACAGUUAUCGCCCAUACCCAAGGCCAUUGUAUCAGCAGCCGCCGCAACCUGAUCAACAAUUGACGGAUGGCAUGGCUUCGCUGGCUUUUUCGGACAUGAUGCAAAGUCAACAGCCUUUAUAUCACCCCCCGCCCACACCCACGUCUUAUCUCCUACCCAUCUCCAAGCCUAAACAAUCGUUUUCUUUACCACCUCAAACCUAUCGACAUGGUUCGCAAUUUUCUUCUUCGCCUACGUCCGAUAUGACCGAUGAGAGUGGUCGACGCUAUGACCCAGAUACGGCCGGCAGCAGUAGCAUGGAACCUUCUUCCACCUCUGACUUCACUACCGAUGGUUAUCUCUUGGCCAAUACCAUUACGGUUGGAUCAUGGCAUCGUAUUUGCUUCAAAAAAGAUGACUUACAACUCCAAUAUAAUAUGACGGAAAGGCUGUUCUCCUGGCAUAUUCGGACCGAAGAAUACCAUUUCAAAAUGGAUAUUUCCUUUGAUAGUAUUUCCAGUAUCGACUAUCAGAUCUCACAAGUUACCCCCGGUGCAGCUGAAAUUGUCAUCGAUAUAACGGAUGUGCCUCAUUUUUUCAUGGAUAUGGGUCCCGACGGCUGGCUUCGUUGUGGCGAUUUCACGGAAAAUGCUCAAGCCACCCAACUUAGACAGCAUAUGUUGACCGGUGAAGCGAGUCAACUUCGUGCUCAGAUUUUGCAAUUGGCUGCCCUGAACAUUGAACUAUCCAACAAGAUACACAUGAUUGAAGAGGAAGAGGAAGAUGACCAACAGCCCUUUUCUUCUUUGGUCAACUUUGACUGGUCCAACGACGAAGAAUCCAUCAAUAACUUCCAUAGGUACUCUAGUAUGCCGAUUUUGGGUAAUCCUGGUGAAGAUCUGUCUUGGCCAUAAGGUCUUUUUUCUUCUAUGUUUUGUUGUUCCCCUCCCCUUUGUGAAUUGAAUGGAAUGACCUACACAUCAUAGCACAACACAUAUGCAUUCACUCCUUGUACAGCAUCCUCCCCCAGGCCAACACACGCACCCCCCCCCCUUUCCACAUGUAUUCAUGAUGGGUGUUUGUGCUUAUUGUUUGGCAUAUAUAUAUUUUAUGUAUACUGAAAGAGUGGUAGUAGGAUCGAGCUCAUCCGCUGCCUCUUCUCUUUUUAUAUUUCCCGCUCCUUCGUCCCACUUCCCAUCAUUUUCUCGUACAAAUUCUUUCCUUUCCAAUCCUUCUUGUUUUGAUUUGAUUUGAUUUUUUUUUUUCGUUUGUAUAACUUGUCAAGGAAGCAGUGUCAGUGCUCAGGCGAAACUUAUAGUUUAAAUAAACCCUCUCUCAUACGAUUUCUAUCUCAGCCCUCUGUCAACUUGACGGAUGGGUACAAACAAGUU